AUGGACCGACUGGAAGCCAAUGACGAUACUGACAUCCCCAUGUGGGAUGAGACGAUAGUACCAGGCUCGAGCGCUGGAAGCGUCAGCUAUCCAGCCAUAAUAGCACGUGAUACCGAAGAUGGACCCCAGUUCCUGUGCAGUUGGCAAGGAGAGGAACCGGGUGUCAAGCUCCGACUUGCACCACUGGUUCAAGCAGGUUGUCACUCCUACCUCGAGCUCCGUUUUGCCAUCCGUUUCCGGGUGCCCUCCCAGGAAGACAGCGUGCUAACGACAGGCCAUGUGUUUCUGACUGCCUUCCAUGUCGCAUCCAUUCGAGCUCAGCCUGUUGUCGCCCAAGGUCAAGAGAAUGCUCCUGCGGGUGCCAUUGUCGCACACCCAUCGCUCUAUGCGCAGCACAACCACCUGCAGGAAGCCAUUAAUGACAAUUCCAUCUGGGGUAUCACGGUUUCCAAGCACCCCGACGUGCAUCUGCAUGCUGCGAACCUCUUUUGCCACCGUUCCUUUGGUGACCAGGACGCUCUGAUUGCUCAAAUCCGCGAGCACCUGGGGAAUCAGCAACUGAGGUUUUUUGUCCGGGGGUAUGAAGUAAACAGGAUACUCCUUCAGCUCAACACACGGCUAUCUGAGGACGCCAACAACAAUCCACUCCGCGCUUGGUAUCCAGGACACCCGAGCAAAGUCUUUCUCCAGAUUGGGGACUACCCGAACCAAGAGAAUCGUCCAGUUGUAACCCGAUCAACGAAGCCGAGCUUUCUCAACUGGGAAGAGUACGUGACUCUCCUUGGCUUCGGGCUGAUCUACGAGCACGAGCACGAGCACGUGGCGAGGCAGAUGCAGUCCCUUGCAGACUCAAUCGCAACCCUUAAGGUUAUUGAGAUACCAGGGGCGGAUUCACGUCGGUAUAUUGGAUUCCUUGAGCUCCCUGAUGAGUUCUGCCUCGACCUACAGCCUGGUGACGCGAUGAAGGUGAACUUCAACGUUGAAGAGCCGGAAUCGCAUACCGACUGGCAUGCGUGUGUAGUGGACUCUCUGCCGAUUGCCCCUCCAAAGGCCGUCACAAUCCUCCUGACUCGACCCUGGGACAAGGAGAACCGGGAAUGGGUGCGCUUCGACGACGACCUAGAACCCUCGGUAAUUUUGAUCGAGGCUCUGGGUUUUAUGCAGAACGCCAGGUCUCGGCUCCUGGCGAGAGACUCGCAGCAAGUGGCGGUGAAUGUCUUGUUCUCCGAGAAACCAUUCCACCGGCAGAUCACUGCCCUACGAGAGCUGCAAAACAAGCGCACGGAGAAGGUGUCGACUUGGUUGACUCUACUAGGCAACAACUUCAUGCAUUUGCAAGCGGUUGAUGCCUAUCAGACCAUCGCGGAUGACUUCUCCGCUCUCGUCCAUCAAUUUCAGUUCAAUCAGGCGCAGCAGGAUGCAUUCGCACGUCUCCGCACCCUACCCGUCUUUCUCCUUUUCCUUGCAUCCAAUAAUCGUCAUACCGGCAGACGGUAUCAAGUCAUGCUCUUAGCACCACCCAACGACGUGGUCAAUGAUCUCGCCAUCGUUGUCCGUUGCCAUGCACUCAGCACUGAGGAGGAUCUUCUAUUGAUGCCGGCGAAGAAGCAGCGUCCCCCGCCGGCCAAUGCCCGACCACCCAUCAUCGCGGAUGAUCACUCGACUCAUGAUGACAGCCUCCUUGCGCAGGUUGCCCUGGCGCAGAUGUUAUUCGACUUCCACCAAGCCCAAACUGCGCAGCCACUGGGCGUCAGUGACCGUCGGGUGAAGCACGUCGAGCUGAGCAUUGGUUAUCGGAUGCUGCAACUUUGCGGCAUCAUUAAAACCUCAUGGUCGACCCCUGACGCAUUCAUCUCCUUCCGAGAGCACUAUCGACUCUACCAGGCGGGAGAGGAAUUCGACGAUACAACCUGGAUGGACUUCCGUGCCCGGAGCAGGGAGCUACGUGACACGGUCCUUGCCCGUGCGGAUGUCAUAUUAUGCACUUUACAUACGGCUGGUGAGACGGCCAUACGUGAUAAUGUGCAGCCCCAAGCCAUCUUGGUCGACGAGGCUGCUCGUGCCAGCGAGCCUGAGCUGUGGCCUGCAUUGGCCUUCUUCAACCCCAAUGCAUUUGUCCUCAUUGGCGAUCACCAUCAGCUUCGUCCUCUUGUGCUCUCAUCCCACAAGCAGAACCCUCUUGCGGACCAGCUCCAGAUGUCACUAUUCUCUCGGCUCCACCGGGAUGGUCUGCAUGCCGUCAUGCUCAAAGAGCAGCACCGAAUGCACGAGAGCAUGGCACAGAUGGUCAGUUCGAUCUUCUACAAUGGCGAGCUGCAGACAAGUCGCGCCACUGCCGAUCAGACCCGUGAGCUAGCCCGCCAGAUCAACCUGUUCAAUCGUCGCACGUUUCGCCACUCGGCCCAAAUGCUAUUCCUCGACGUGAAGGACAGCAUGGACCACCGCGACGCCCAGCAACGUUCUCGUCUAAAUGCGGCACAUCGCAGUGUCGCUGCUGCGCUUGUGAUUCGCCUGCUUUCCCAACAAGUUGCUGGCCCGACUGGAAUCACAGUUCUCACUCCAUACCGAGCCCAGCUCAAGGAAUACCAGGCACUCUUUGCCAUUCUGCAACAACAGCAGCCCGGCCUGCAACUACAUCUCGUACAGCUCAAGACGAUCGACUCCUUCCAGGGUAGGGAAUCGAAUGUUGUCAUACUCGACCUCACCAUUGUUUCCUCCCUGGGUUUUAUGCGGGAGGGCAAUCGCCUAAACGUCGCUCUUAGUCGGGCGAAACAUGCACUCUACAUCAUCGGCAACUACAAAGCUAUGGAUCGACCGGGAGAAAAACAGAAGCCUAGUCCAUUCGUGCGAAGGCUUCUUAAGUAUAUCUCUCAGCACAGGCAUCGGGUGCCAGUCCCCGACAAUCUUACGACCACUCUGCCUGACGCCGCCGUUGAAGAACAGAAUGGUGCGCAGGUGAGUGGGACAUGGGGCGAGAAUGCCAUGGAUGUGGAUGGCACGGCCCAGUCUGGCGCAAGCGGCAACUGGUAG
Messenger RNA from Aspergillus thermomutatus, 3030 nucleotides. RefSeq names its product DEAD/DEAH box helicase. The transcript is spliced from 2 exons. Bases 1 to 3030 code for a protein of 1009 amino acids. Lineage: Eukaryota; Fungi; Ascomycota; Eurotiomycetes; Eurotiales; Aspergillaceae. Gene Ontology annotation, molecular function: 5'-3' DNA helicase activity. The record is from RefSeq and is a predicted model, not a curated record.